AUGUUCAAGAAUACGUUUCAGUCUGGUUUCCUUUCAAUUCUUUACAGUAUAGGCAGUAAGCCUUUGCAAAUUUGGGAUAAAAAAGUUCGAAAUGGGCACAUAAAGAGGAUUACUGACAAUGAUAUACAAAGCUUAGUGUUGGAAAUCGUUGGUACCAAUGUGUCAACGACGUAUAUUACUUGCCCAGCUGAUCCAAAGAAAACCCUUGGCAUCAAGCUUCCCUUUUUGGUUAUGAUAAUCAAAAAUUUAAAGAAGUAUUUCACCUUCGAAGUGCAGGUACUUGAUGACAAAAAUGUAAGAAGGCGGUUCCGUGCUAGUAACUACCAGUCUACAACUCGGGUUAAGCCAUUCAUUUGUACAAUGCCAAUGAGGUUAGAUGAAGGUUGGAAUCAAAUACAAUUCAAUUUAGCAGAUUUCACCAGACGAGCAUAUGGAACAAAUUAUGUUGAAACCUUGAGGGUACAAAUACAUGCCAAUUGUAGGAUUAGAAGAGUGUACUUUUCUGAUAGACUUUAUUCUGAGGAUGAACUUCCAGCAGAGUUUAAACUGUUUCUGCCGAUUCAAAAUAAAGCUAAAACAGCUGUUGCAAAUUAA
Pieris macdunnoughi is the source of this 594-nucleotide messenger RNA. NCBI's taxonomy places the organism in Eukaryota, Metazoa, Arthropoda, Insecta, Lepidoptera, Pieridae. The record is from the annotation of a GenBank genome assembly.